GUUAACUUCACCAUGAAAAUGCAUCUGUCAAACAUCUGCGUCGCACUCAUGGCCAUGGCCAGCUCGGUCUACGGUCAGUGCGACGGCUUCGACCAGNAUGAUAUUCAACCAGGCCACCUUGGAGGCAUUUCCAAGCUUCCACACGAGAUAGUAGCCUGGACCGACUACGCCGAGCAACUCGACCUCUUCUGCGACCACAACACCGGCGACUGGCACAACGCCAUCCCCACCUGCCUGCAAUCCCACUGUCCCUCUGACCCCUCCGCCGCAAUCGCAGACUACAAUACCUUCAACAGUAUCCUCUGUCGCGGCUGGGAAGGCCCUGGUCUGCCUCUCACCACCAUCCUCAGUGUUGACGGUGUAGCAACCACAAGCACCAUCUACCCUACCUCCUCAGAGACUAGAUAUCUGUGGCCGGAUCACACACCUAGACAUACGACGAGCACAAGCCAUGCGUGUAUCUGGGGACAUGAUCACUGUUGGGUUAAUAAUCCUACUAGUAUUUAUAGUACGAGGAGCAAGAGUAGGAAGUGGAGCAAGAGUAGCCAUAGGAUGAUGGCUACUACUACGCCUUGGGGAGAAGAAACUAGACCGGGUGGUGCGGCUGCUAUGCCUACGAAGUAA
Molecule: messenger RNA, 624 nt
Organism: Aureobasidium musti
Lineage: Eukaryota; Fungi; Ascomycota; Dothideomycetes; Dothideales; Saccotheciaceae
Source: the annotation of a GenBank genome assembly